Molecule: messenger RNA, 1526 nt
Organism: Epinephelus lanceolatus (giant grouper)
Lineage: Eukaryota; Metazoa; Chordata; Actinopteri; Perciformes; Serranidae
Source: RefSeq, a predicted model, not a curated record
AAUGUCCUCCAUCUCGAGAGAGGCUUGAUCCCGAUUGGCCGACAGUAUUGGACUGUGCCUCCUUCCCUCUCCUCACCACUCCCAGCCUCAGAACAGCCAUGACGUCCCUCACCAGGACAUGGACCUGCUUUUUUGUAUGCUGCUUCCUGUCCAGUCUGGCGCUUCCUGUGACAUCACAAACAGUGGUGCAAGCCCCACAGGCUCACAGUGCCGGCUCCCAAGUGAUCACAGCAUCCCUUCAGGAGGAGGAGUAUGCAUCAUUUCGUGCUGAGAACCCUGAGUGGACAUUUAACCAUCUGGCAGUGGACUAUCGCAAUGGCAAUGUUUAUUUGGGAGCAGUCAAUCGCAUAUACAAACUGUCCCCGGGCCUGGAGGUCCAGGUGUCCCACGAGACCGGCCCGGAUGAAGACAACCGCAAGUGCUACCCACCACGUAUUGUCCAGCCCUGCAGUGAGCCACUUACACUCACCAACAAUGUCAACAAGAUGCUUCUGAUGGACUAUCGGGAGAACCGGCUGCUGGCUUGUGGCAGCCUUUACCAGGGCAUCUGCAAACUCCUCCGUCUAGAUGACCUUUUCAAACUGGGAGAGCCCUUCCACAAGAAGGAGCACUACCUCUCAGGUGUCAAUGAGAGUGGCUCUGUGUUUGGUGUUAUUGUAUCAUAUGGAAAUGCCUCUCCAGACAUGCUCUUUGUAGCCACGGCAGUGGAUGGCAAACCAGAGUACUUCCCUACCAUCUCUAGCCGCAAAUUGGCCAGAAACUCGGAGGAGGAUGGCAUGUUUGCUUAUGUCUUCCAUGACGAGUUUGUGGCCUCUAUGAUUAAGAUUCCUUCAGACACCUUCACUGUCAUCCCAGACUUUGACAUAUACUACAUUUAUGGCUUUGCCAGUGGGAACUUUGUCUAUUUCCUGACUUUGCAGCCUGAAAUGGGGGGUGGGCCAACCACUGGAUCCUCCUCUACCGGUCGGGAGCAGGUCUACACCUCCAAGAUAGUCCGCCUCUGCAAGGCAGACACCGCCUUUAACUCCUAUGUGGAGGUGCCUAUUGGAUGCAUUAGCGGCAACGUGGAGUACCGAUUACUCGAGGCGGCCUACCUGUCCAAAGCUGGUGCUAUCCUGGCACGCUCACUAGAUGUGGCACCGGAUGAUGACGUUUUGUUCGCCGUCUUCUCAAAAGGCCAAAAGAGGCGUCCACGCCAGGCUUCACAGGACUCUGCACUGUGUGUCUUCUCUCUGCGGAAGAUCAAUGAAAAAAUCAAGGAGAGGCUGCAGUCGUGCUACAAGGGUGAGGGCACACUGGACCUGGCUUGGCUCAAAGUCAAGGAUAUUCCCUGCAGCAGUGCGCUCUUGACCAUUGACGAUGACUUUUGUGGCCUUGACAUGAACGCGCCAUUGGGUGUGUCCGAGAUGGUGCGUGGCAAACCUCUCUUCUCUGACGCUGUUGACAAAAUGACCUCCGUCAUUGCGUACGUCUACAAGAACCACUCGCUGGUCUUCGUGGGCACAAAAAGCGGACGCGUCAAGAAG